Molecule: messenger RNA, 6762 nt
Organism: Scleropages formosus (Asian bonytongue)
Lineage: Eukaryota; Metazoa; Chordata; Actinopteri; Osteoglossiformes; Osteoglossidae
Gene: niban2a
Product: niban apoptosis regulator 2a
Exons: 14
Coding region: 171-2690 (839 amino acids)
Source: RefSeq, a predicted model, not a curated record
GGUGGCAGAAGGGCGGACACGUGGGCGAUUGCGCACCAUCCGAGUUGGGCUUUGAUCGUGAGCUUGACGUUGACUGAUCAGUGAUUGAUCGUUUCUCUCACCCCUCUGACGGGGGACGUGAAGCAGGAAUCAGUUGCAGGUGUGAGGUGUCCGCAGCUCACCUGGUCGCCAUGGGGGACGUGGUUUCCUCUCAGCUGGACGAGAGCAGGAGGGAGAUGAUCACAGCACGCACACGGAAGGUGUUGGCUGAGUUCGGCACGCUCUACCAACAGCAAUAUGGCCUGGCUCUCUUCAACAAGGUGCGCUUCGAGAUCGAGGGCACCGGGGGACCGCAGUCUCAACUCCUUCACCGCAAGGUCCCCCUGGAAGGCAGGUCCAUCUUCUCUGGUGCCGUGUACCAGUACCUGGAGGAGAACAAGAAGUGGCGCAUCCGCUUUCUCUUCAUCCCAGACUCCUACAACAUUGAGUGCUUCGAAUCGAAACAGGCCCACGACAGGGGGCAGCAGCCCAAAGGCGUCAUCAGCUGCGCAGGAUACAAAGUGCUGACCUCCAUGGACGAGUAUCUGGAGCUGCUCAAUAACAGCUUGCCAGGUGUGAAGGCUAAAGCGGGUGGCCCCCCCUUCCCGAAUUCUGCCACUCAAUUCCCCCUCCUGCUGUGGCACCCGUACACGCGGCACUACUGCUUCUGCGUGCUGACGGAGAAGGAGCACAACAAGUGGAUGGCCGUCUUCCAGGACUGCAUCAGACACGCCAACAAUGGUCUGCCAGAGGAUAACAAGGUGCAAACGCCAGCUUUCACCGACUCGGUCAGGCUCUACCGACAGCACCACGAGCAGUACGGCACUUGGGACAUGAUGUGUGGCAGGCCCCCGCAGAUUCUGGCCAACCUUGUGAUGGAGACCCUGGUUCCUGAGCUCAGGAACCUCAUCGGCCCUCGGCUGAAAGGCAAGCUGUACCAGAGGCAGAGAAACUGGAUGCUGAUCCUGGAUGCAGUGUACCACCAGGUGCUGUGCCAGACCCAGGCCCAGUACGAGGCCCUGGUGCAGGUCAGUUAUUCGGGGCAACCUCAGCUGGAAUCCUCCAUUCGCACUGACAUGGACCAGAUCAUCACCUCCAAGGAGCAUGUGACCAGCAAGAUUCGCGCGCUGGUCCAGCCCAAGGCUGAGCAGCUCCUGAAGGACAGCGUGGAGCCCGACAUCACCUUCAUCCUGGAAGCCCUCAUGGAGCCCACGAGCCGCGGAUUCGCCGAGGUGCGCGACCUCUUCUUCCGCGAGCUGACAGACAUGAGCAACAACAUUCAGAACGAUGGCAGCAGGGAGAAGCUGGGGGAGCACAUGGAGAAGGUGUCCAUGCUGGCCUACCACCCGGUGAAGAUGCAGAGCUGCUACGACAAGGUCGAGCAAAUGAACCUGGAAGGCCUGCAGCAGAAGUUCGACGUGUCCAGCCCGUCGGUCUUCAUCCAGCGGGCGCAGAUCCUCAUGAGAGAGCAAAUGGAUAACACAGUGUACACCUUUGAGCACCUCCUGCACCAGUCGCUCAGUGACCAGGAGGGAGAUGAGGUCCCCAAGAUCAUCCAGAGGUGCCUGGACAGAGUCAUGAAGAAAUACGACUAUGACAGCAGCACAGUGCGCAAGAAAUUCUUCAAGGAGGCCCUGCUGCAGAUCAUCAUCCCCUACAUGCUGAAGCAACUGAAUCCAUCCUGUGCACAGGAACUACCCCGGUUCCGUGAGCUCAUCUUCGAGGACUUCUCCCGGUUCAUCCUGGUGGAGAACAUCUUUGAGGAGGUGGUGCUGCAGUCAGCCAUGAAGGACAUCAUGUUGGCGGUGCGUGAGGCAGCAGUCCAGCGGAAGCACAACCUGUACCGGGACAGCAUGAUUCUGGCCCAGAGCGACCCCAACCUGCACAUGCUGGAGGAGAACCCGCCCAUUGACUGGGCCGCUAGCUAUGGGCCUCAAGAUGAGGGUGGCACUGGGGACAGCGCAGAGCUGUGGCGGAGGCGCCGCCAGGUGGUGUCUAUGAUCCUGCUGGACGACUGGCGACAUCUGCAGAAUGAGUCAUGUAUGGAGGUGCCAGGUGUGGACGGCAUUCGCGAAGAGGAGGAAGAGAGCAAAGAGGAGGAUAAGGCUGAGGAAGAGGAGGAUGAUGACCAGAACUCGGACCCCAGUCCCGUCCCUGAUCCAAGCCCUGAACCUGGCUCGAGCCCCACAAAGUCCCCAGACAGCGUGCACGAGAUCCGCGGUCUCAUCAACCCCAUGCUGGAGGUUCUCGUUCCCGUGUCUGAGCUGAACAACCCUGUCCUCACCAAUGGGUUAGUCCUCCAGGGUGAGGAACCCAAAUCGCGCCACAUCCAGGAUGACUACAGCAAAGCACUGCUCAACAGGCUGCUGCAGAAGGAAGGUGAGCCACCAGCAUGGGGCUCCGUAAGGCAGGCUGAGAGCAGGCUCUCUGCAGGAAGUGGCCAGCAGGAAGCUGAAAGUGAGCGGUUCUCUGGGACCGCCAUGCAGUUCGCUGUCCAUCAGCAAGAUGACAGUGGCUUCCAGUCCCCAGUCAGCGAGGGCCUGGAGGAUGAAGGUCAGGCGAUCACCGCUGCAAGGAAAGUGCAGCCUGUCGCUCUGGACCCGGAGUCGGUGAUGGUGACUUUUGAGAGCGGUGAUGAAGAGUCGGAGCUGGAUCCUAUUAGCAAUGUCUGAGUUGAGGAAAGGACUAUUUAAAUUCUUUUCCCCCCUUUUAACGCAAAUGCAAAGCAGAGAGUUUUCAUUCAUAAGUAAUAAUCACUUUUAUCAUCAGCUGCUUGCUGGAAGUGGUCUUUAUCGUAGUUUUAGUUCUGUAUUUAAUACAGGGUGCAUUUUUCUUUUAGUCUAGGCCUGUUGGGACUUGAGCAAUAAAAAAGGAAUCGGGGUAAAGUGCAGGAAGGGAUGUAACGCCGUGGACUCAAUGUUUGCUCAUAGCUUCCGUCUCUCCGUGAUGUGGACAGCGGUGCGGUCUGUUGGCCUCACUGGAUACCGAUACGGUGCAAUCCGACAACCCGUCACCCUUUGCCGUCCCCGCCUACCUGUUAACAUCGCUGCCCUUGAACCCGUCCUCUUGUCAUGGUUACUGCCAUUGACUGCUGACGUCCGGUGUGGUUCAGUCACUGCUAAGCACAUUGAGAGGAAGCGAGGGGGAGAAGCGCAUCGCCAUGUGGCUACACAAUGGGAGACGAGCGGUUGAAAGAGGAUAACUCAACACUUCCGCUUUUCGCCCUUCAGAAUCACAGUCUAGUCAGUGAGGAUGGAAAAAGAAGUACGAUGGCAACUGUGGGCGUUCCGGAGGUGCUGCACACAGAAUGAGGCCCAUUAAUGCCUUGCUUAAAAAUAAGCGGAGAAAAAUUGGGAUCGCUUUUUGCGUUCUGUAGGGAAUAGUUUCAUUAUGUUUGUUUCACGGUUCAGAACUGAUGCACAUUAAUGAAGCUCUGUGUCAGCUAGGGAACUUUCCAGAUUUAAUUAGCCAAAAUUCUUUUCUUCCCCGCCUUGCUCCCUGCAUUGUGAUCAUAUUUAUAUUUACUUUGGUUGCAUUAGUAAUUGCUGUUGCGUCCACUUGAACUCAGAUUUCUUGCUCUAUUUACAUGCACGGAGGGCAAAACCACGGGUUAACUACUCUUCUUCUGUAGUAUUUCACCAUGAUAUAGCUAUUCAGUGCUGUUGAUAGUGAAUACAUAGGAAACAAUGGUUGGUUGAGAAGCACAAAGGUACUUUCUUGCAGUUAUCUGCACUACCUUUGCAUAGUAAAUUCUAAGCAUUCCUUAUCAGGCUUGUGGAACCUGUCAUAUUCAUGGACUGGCAAAAUUACCCUCCUUGUGGUCACUGGUUAUAAAGAGGGGCCUUGUUAUAAAUUUUACCGCUUCUUUGUUUUGAGAAGUGAGCGUCUAACUCGGAGCAUUUACUAUAAUUUUAUUUUGUGCCAUAUUUGAUCUUUUGGUCAUUGCAUGGGUUGUCAUAAGUGCGCAUGAAGAACCGCAGUUCCACUGGAAUAGGAUUUAUAGGAACUACAAGAACACCAUUGCUCCAGCAUGCUUUUGUACCCGUCCUUCCUCUUUAGCACAGCCAAAAACGUCUGUUCUGUUAGCAACUAUAUUUUCCAGUAACAGUCCUCAACACUGCAGUCAAAACCAUCUUAAAGCGGGUCUUUCUGAUACUGAUUUUGAGCACAGAAGGAUGGGUGGCAGCUGGUAGCACUGUGCAAGGUGUCUGAAGGGAGAGGAAUCCUGCCCCCUGCUGGCCUUUGUGACAUAUGACAUGUUCUUUAAAUAGCCCCUCCCACUUCCAGACCAAUUUAAAAGUGCCAGAGAUGCUUUAAGAAGUACAUUUUAGUGAUCUGUCUAUUGAUUAUUUUCUGAUUUUUUUUUUUUUUUUUUUUUUUUUUUUGGGUUAACAUCUCCUAGAUAAUUUGCAAAUUGUCAAAAAAGAUGUCUUGUUGACAGACAUCUGAAGUCCCACUCAUUCCCAGAGUGAGAACAGUGGUCUUCCUGUAUUCUGUGUUUUGUUUUGUCUUUUUGUUUGUUUUAAACAAAGAUUCAGCAGAGGGCCCGUUCUGAACAGGCACGCUGUCGGGCACCUAUGAGAAAUCUGACUCUUGUUGCUAUAGUGUUAUGUAAGCAUGCAGCUCUGCCAUGUUUUUCCUACUAUUUAAUUUAUUAGAGAUGUAGCGCCUUCCGUACCAUUUCCCCUAUUCACCCCCAUUUCACCUCUGUAUGCCUUACAUGCGAGCACAAGUUUGCUUUUAAAAAAAAUAUAUUUUAUUAAAACUGUAACAAGGUAUUCUUACUGAGAAAAUAAAUAAAAAUUAAUAAGUGUUUGCAUCCUUUUUUGUGGUGGAUAUGAGAGGAAGAGUUGACAGUUAAAAUAUAAAUAUUACUUAGCAUUAGUAUUAAUAUGCUUAUGUUAAGGUUUUUAAAUGAUUAUGGAAAUUAAUUUUACUUAUUGGGCUUACUUUAAUAGCAACAGGCAUGCUGAAUUUUAGAUUUUGAUCCUUUCCAAAUGACAGGUUUUUACUUGGGACCAAAGUGUGGCUUUUGGUUUGAAGGAAACAACGGCGGAGAUGGGGAAUUUUUUUUUUUUUUGUGACUGUUGAUGACUGUGACUCACAGGACAUCGGUGCUGCUAGUCACAAACUGGUGAGAUGGGAACCUAAAUUUCAGACCUUGUGCAACACAAACAAUGCAAACUGUCAAUACUAUUAGUUCCCUGCUGAUUUUAUACUGAUUCCUCUACACCGUAGAGAGUAAAAAAAACUAAACAGCGCAGAUUCAGAAACAGCAGAUUCACUCUUUUGCUUAACGGAUGUAAAACCUUGAAGAGUCUUGAUUUGACAUUCAGAAAUGAUUUAAUCGUGUGUUAAAUUUGUGAAAAUGCAUAGUGAAAACAAUGUUAAUUCGUCAGUGGUCUACAGAACAUUGUACCAGCGUUAUACUGAGCUACUUGGUGAUUUACCCAUGUGGACAAUUCAGGGUUUAGUACCUUCAUCAAGGGCACUAUGGCAGGACAGGGAUUCGAGCCCAGUCCCAGCUGCUCUGGGGACUAUCCUGCCCUCUGUCCAGUGAGCUAGCUGCUGUACUUGUUGAAACUAACAUUAUCAUGUUCUAAAUAAACUGCUGGAAGAUGUCACCUGUAAACACGAAUGGAUGUUAAGUACUGUAGUAAUGUCAGCAGGCCUACUAGAUCACAAGUGGAAGUGCUCACUGACUAGAAAUCAAGUGAAUUCCAGGCAUGUGUUGUGUACACUCUUGGGUAAGCCUGGCUCAAUAGUUUAUUUUAAACAAUCCGCUGCAGUGCGCCAAGUUUAACCCAUAACCAUCCACACACCUAGAUGGUGAGUAUUUUAAAGCCUGAUACUAACAUUGCACUGUUCCAUGUAAUUGCCCCACUCAACCACCCUUUACUGAAACUUAUACAACUUAUUUAAUAGAAAAUAUGAGGAACAACAUGUAUCAAAGGCACGUGAAGUCAUGAUUUGCAAAAGACACCAGACCACUGUAAUCGCUCACACUCAGUAACUUGCCUACGCCAUUCACCAGCACAGGAAAUACUCAAAUGGGUCGACACCACCUUCCAUGGUUUGUCAUUUUUACACUUCACCCCUCGUAGCAUGGUUUACUGAUUAGUGAAGUGCUUGAGCAAGCGAAGAGGCAAUGGAAAUGUUUAGCUUGCACAAAGGCAUGUAGGUUCCAUUUGCUGACUAAGCGAUCUUCUGGUCACCUUUACUGCUGGUGUUCAUUAACAAAAUGCACUUUCCUGCUCGUUUUCUACUGUUAAAGUGGAACGAGAAUCACAAAGUUGCACAACAGGAGUGAAACGCCAACAGGUUUCUACAAGUCAUACUUCUGCACAAGAGGGCCACCAAUUUCUCUGACAGGGGCUGCUUAUUUGCAUCACAGCCUUGUGUUCAAUUGCUCAUUUUGUAAAGUAACCCGACAACGUUUUAAAAAAUAAUUUAAAAAAAAAAAAAAAAAACCUGCAUUAAAAGUGCUGUAGAGCAUCUCGCAAAUACGCACGUUUAGCCCUAUUUUUUUUAAAUGUAUUGGAAGCCAGUGGAAUACCUUCUUAGUUUUUCUGCCACCUUCUACACACAAAAAUCUUGUUUUUCCAAUUCUACAUCCAGCAGCGGAGUUGGGUUAGGCAACCGACAUAUUAACACUUUGCAGUGUUUCUUCAGCUAAAAAGCUUGACAGUUUUAUAAACGGAGGCUAUUCCACAUGACACUUUAGACAAAAAAAAAAAAAAAAAA